Messenger RNA from Toxorhynchites rutilus septentrionalis, 582 nucleotides. RefSeq lists its product as uncharacterized. Lineage: Eukaryota; Metazoa; Arthropoda; Insecta; Diptera; Culicidae. The transcript is spliced from 3 exons. The coding region runs from base 133 to 582 and encodes 149 amino acids. The record is from RefSeq and is a predicted model, not a curated record.
UUUUUCGACAUCCGAGCCCCAUGAAGUAUCUUAUCCUUGCGAAAAAGGAGCCAUUCAUUGUGGAAGUCGCCUUUCAACAAAUAUUUUUUUGAAUCACGUUCCGAAAUUGAGCCGGCAUAAACAACGAGCGCAAUGACUAUCUCUCGAAGUGCUCGAAAAAAUUUCUACGUCGUGUGGCAUCGAGGACGUUUGGAUCAAAAAAUACUGUUCUUCCUUCAUCCUUUUCUACAGGAUCUGCUGUUUGUAUGGGUAGAUAUCUGGAGCAAUGAUUGGUCGACAAGUCUCCCGGCAAUAGUUAAAGUAUUAUCGAGUGUGAUCAUUACCGGGGUGAUGCUACUGCCGGUAUUUUUUGGGAUUGUCGCUUCACUCGCCUUUCUUGGAUUCUGGUCAUACCAAAUCGAAAGUUUAUACCCUGGAAUAGUACCGGUACAGCUUCUGAUACACCGCUGUUUGGGUGUUUUAUUUCAGAGUCAAAUAUACUCGGAUGCAUUUAUCGAACGUUGGAACUUAUUGGUUUACCGCUCUCUGCUCGUAACUAUCGGAACGAUUGAUUACUUGAGAAUGCUGAUGGAACUUGUUUGA